Salpingoeca rosetta is the source of this 934-nucleotide messenger RNA. Its product is annotated as ribosomal protein L8. Gene Ontology annotation, cellular component: cytosolic large ribosomal subunit; ribosome. Bases 86 to 853 code for a protein of 255 amino acids. The record is from RefSeq and is a predicted model, not a curated record. Gene Ontology annotation, biological process: cytoplasmic translation. NCBI's taxonomy places the organism in Eukaryota, Choanoflagellata, Craspedida, Salpingoecidae. Gene Ontology annotation, molecular function: structural constituent of ribosome; RNA binding. The transcript has 4 exons.
AUUUUCAACUGGAUUCACAUUAGAGAGAGCACGCCGUGCCUUUUUCCUCACCACCUCGCGUGCAGCCAAACCAACCACCAGCAGGAUGGGUCGCGUUAUUCGCGUUCAGCGUAAGGGUCGCGGAUCCGUCUUCCGCGCACACACGAAGCACCGCAAGGGCGCUGCCAAGCUUCGCACGCUCGACUUCUCCGAGCGCCAGGGCUACAUCAAGGGCCUCGUCAAGGACAUCAUCCAUGACCCUGGCCGUGGUGCCCCUCUUGCCACGGUUGUGUUCCGUGACCCUUACCGCUUCAAGCUUCGCAAGGAGCUGUUCAUCUGCGCCGAGGGCAUGCACACUGGCCAGUUCAUCUACUGCGGCCGCAAGGCAAAGCUGACCGUCGGCAACGUCCUCCCCAUUGGCGAGAUGCCCGAGGGUACCAUCAUCUGCAACCUCGAGCAGAAGCCCGGCUCCCGCGGCAACCUCGCCCGUGCCUCUGGUAACUACGCCACCAUCAUCGCCCACAACACGGACGCCAACAAGACCCGUGUCAAGCUGCCCUCUGGCACCAAGAAGACGAUGCCCUCCACAUGCCGUGCCAUGAUUGGCCUCGUUGCCGGUGGUGGUCGUAUCGACAAGCCCCUCCUCAAGGCCGGUAACGCCAAGUACAAGUACUCUGCCAAGCGCAACUGCUGGCCCCGUGUCCGUGGUGUUGCCAUGAACCCAGUUGAGCAUCCCCACGGUGGUGGUAACCAUCAGCAUAUUGGCCACCCCUCGACUGUGGCUCGCGCCACUCCCCCUGGCCGCAAGGUUGGUCUCGUCGCUGCCCGCCGUACCGGUCUGCUUCGUGGUGGCAAGAACAAGAACAGGGACUAAACUGGUUGUGCGUGCUGGUUGGUGUGUUCUCGUCUGUUUCCUGCUGUCAUGAAUAAAACGCCCUUUUGGAUGCAACGCUGG